AUCCAUGGCCAGCUGCGACAUCAAUGGCUACACCAUACCAUCGGGGACGCGCGUCAUCAUCAAUAGCUGGGCUCUCGCGAGGGACCCCAGCGGCUGGGAGAGCACGGAGGAGUUCAUGCCCGAGCGGUUCUUGGAAGGCGCCAGCGCCGCGGCCAUAGACUACAAGGGGAACGACUUCCUCUACCUCCCGUUUGGGGCCGGUCGAAGGAUAUGCCCCGGCAUCAACUUCGCCAUUGUGACCAUUGAGAUCAUGCUGGCAAAUCUCAUGUACCACUUCGACUGGAAGCUACCACAUGGAUCGGCGCAGGAAGGUGGCAUUAGUAUGGCUGAAUCAUUUGGGAUCACUGUGCACCGCAAGGAGAAGCUCCUCCUUGUGCCUCUGCUGCCGCAAGACUAA
Lolium rigidum is the source of this 397-nucleotide messenger RNA. RefSeq names its product 3-hydroxyindolin-2-one monooxygenase-like. Gene Ontology annotation, molecular function: monooxygenase activity; oxidoreductase activity, acting on paired donors, with incorporation or reduction of molecular oxygen; iron ion binding. The coding region runs from base 5 to 397 and encodes 130 amino acids. NCBI's taxonomy places the organism in Eukaryota, Viridiplantae, Streptophyta, Magnoliopsida, Poales, Poaceae. The record is from RefSeq and is a predicted model, not a curated record. The transcript has a single exon.